Messenger RNA from Daphnia carinata, 2082 nucleotides. Its product is annotated as major facilitator superfamily domain-containing protein 6-A-like. The record is from RefSeq and is a predicted model, not a curated record. The transcript has 10 exons. Lineage: Eukaryota; Metazoa; Arthropoda; Branchiopoda; Diplostraca; Daphniidae. Gene Ontology annotation, cellular component: membrane. Bases 53 to 1978 code for a protein of 641 amino acids.
CACUGAUCCUUCGCGAGAACAUCCAUCAGCUUUAUUUGUCAGCUAGAAUUCAAUGGAUGGUAAGCCUGACGAUGCCGCCGGAUGGGGGAAUAGAUUCAAACAGGCCGUUGCCAUCAACAAGCAGCUGGUUCCACUCAAGUUAACCAUGCUUCUCUACUAUGGCGCUGUGUCGCUAUACUUGCCCUACAUGACGUUGCAGAUGAUCCAGGUGGGUCUCAACAUUGAAGAGAUCGCCAUCAUCUACUCGGUCCUUCCCUUCGUCACUUCCAUCAUGCCUCCAAUAGCUGGCAUGUUGGCUGACAGGUUUCACAGUUACAAGCUCAUCCUGAUCGUUAUCGUAGCUUCCGUCGCUGUGUUCCACACGUCUUUGCUGCACAUCGACGCCCGUUUGUCAUCCGAUGCUCCAACGGCCGGAAUGGACUUUGAAACACCGGCCGAGAUUUAUUGCACACGAUUGGGAGCAGUCCUGCGUUUCGAGAAUUUCACGUGCGACGCCAAUCGGGAAAUGUGGACGGUCGACUGGACACCGUCCGAGUGCCAACCCGUGGAUUGCCAGGUACCGGUGCGAAUGCAACUAUGUCUGGCAGACGGUAGCUGCACUCAAAUCGCAAUCGGAUCGACGUCCAUGCUGGAAAUGGACGCUCUCCUCGAAGUUGUGCCACCGACUCAUUUGCAAGGAAAUUGCACAGCGCAAAUCGUUAGCGCUCAAACGGAUCAGACGCGCAACUCAGCAACGCUCCUUUGCAACUGUCCCAUCCGCUGUCCAGCUAUGGCUUCGCCCAUGUUAUCUGAUUUGAACAACGGCUCCACCACCAACGGCUUGUCUGUCGAAGAGCAGCAACAACAGAAAGAGAUUGAACGAGUCAAACAUAACCGCGGAUUUUGGUUGUACUUUAUUCUGAGGAUUAUCGCAUCCGGUUCUCUUGCCACCUCCUUUUCCAUGUUGGACGCAACUGCAAUAAAAAUGGUCAAGAAACAUCACGGCGAUCUGGGGAAACAGCGACUGUUUGGCGUCAUUGGACAAGCAAUUUUUGCCGUUCUCGCUGGAAUAAUACUCGACUGGACCGUCAUUGGCAAAGGUUAUCCCGACUACUCGAUUACCUUCUACUUGGCUGACGGCAUGUUCGUCGUGGUGAUGAUAUUGAUGAGCCAACUCGAUGUCGGCGUCGAGGAACACACCGAGGCCACCAAGCUGAUGAAAAGCAUAUCGAAACUCAUCCGACUCGUCGAUGUCGACAUCUUUAUGAUUAUGAUGCUGCUACUCGGUACCUGUUGGGGCUUCCUGGAAUCGUUUCUCUUCGUCUACCUCACCGAGCUGAACGCCAGUAGCUAUCUUCUCGGAAUGACCAUCACAUUCGCUAGCAUCAUCGGUAUUCCUUUCCUGUACGUCUCUGAUGUCAUCGUGCGCAAGAUUGGAUCCGUAAACGUGAUCGUGCUCGCCUUCUUCGCCUACUGCAUCCGUUUUUUUGGCUACUCUUUCAUUUGGGAUCCGUGGUUAAGUCUUCCUUUCGAAGCAUUGGAAGCUGUCACUGUCCACAUGAUGGCUGUUGCCAGUUCGAUUUAUUGCGCCGCAGCUGCACCUCCUGGACUAUUGGCGACAUUAAAUGGGGCUGUUGGAUCCUUCCAUUAUUCCUUUGGUCGCGGAGUUGGCAGCUGUGUCGGUGGCAUCAUGAUGUCUAAAUUCGGGACACGUACGACUUUUCGCAUUCUCGGUGCUGGCGCCGGAGUUUGCGGUUUGGUAUAUUUCCUACUUCACCGUUUCUACCUCGCCGGCCUCGAGAAAAAGCGGCUACGCCGAAAAUCCAUUAGACCUUCAAUCGUGAUUUCUGAGGAAGCUGUGCCGAUGAAAAUGAACUUGGAUGUAGAGACGAAUGAGAAAGAUGAUCCGGUGGACGACGACGAUACAAACGAUGAUCAAAAGAUGGAUUAUCUGUUUGAACCUGAUGGCCUCAAAGGACGUCGCCUAAGUGCUUUCUGAGAUCAGUUUUAUUGCUCUUGGAUAGUGUGUGAGAGGACAACUGAAAAACAAAUAGGCUCUGCUGUAUCUAUAUACAUAUUAUGUAAUAUAGUGUGUUGAUUGCA